AUGAAGGACACUCUCCGAGACUCGUUCGUCGGUCAAAUCCUGCACGCCGCUUCAGGUGGCAAGAUCCUCCCUUACGCAGAGGAACGCCCUGGCUUCGAGGUGCCCGAGAAGUACAAGAAGCGAGACCCAAACGAGAAGAACCCCAAGCGCUUCCCCAAUGAGGACCCCGACGAGCACGGUCUGAGCGAGGCUGCGCGGAACGUCCGACGCGAACAUCUGCAGGAGAGGCGGUCAAGGGGGAGUGAGGAGACCGUCACUGGGUCUGGGUCCGGGGUGGACCGCGAGAACUCUGGUCAGGGCGAGGGAGGAGGGGAAGGAGAGGAGGACGAGGUCGAGAAGGCCAAGAAGGACGCGAUCAUUGUCGAUUGGUAUGGGGAUGAUGAUCCCGAGAACCCCCUGAACUGGAAGCUCUCCAAGAAGUGCGGUGUCACCGCCAUGAUCAUGCUCAUGACCUCCUCCGUCUACAUGGGCAGUUCCAUCUGGACACCCGGUAUCCAGGACGCCAUGCAGUACUUUGGUCUCGGACAAGUCACCGUCACCCUCGGCCUGUCCCUCUUCGUGGUCGGUUACGCCGUCGGUCCUCUCUUCCUCUCGCCCAUCACUGAGAUUCCGCACAUCGGACGUACCUUGCCCUACAUCGUCUGCCUCUUCCUCUUCACCGUCCUCCAGGUUCCCACCGCGCUGGUCACCAACUUUGCCGGCUUUGCGAUCCUCCGUUUCCUUGCUGGUUUCGUCGGAUCGCCGCCUCUUGCCACUGGAGGUGCCAGUAUCCAAGACAUGUACACCCCUCACAAGGUGCCCUACGCCAUGGGUCUCUGGGGUCUUUCGGCCGCCUCUGCGCCCGCCCUCGCCCCCAUCGUCGCAUCUUUCGCGGUUGAGGCUAAGGGAUGGCGAUGGGCAUUCUACGAGAUGCUCUGGCUCUCUGGUGGAUCGCUCGCCAUCUUGCUCUUCCUCUUGCCUGAGACGUCUGGCCCGACCAUCCUCCUCCGUCGCGCCCAGCGUCUGCGUAAGCUCACCGGAAACGACAAGAUCAAGUCCGAGUCCGAAGUCGAGACACAGCAUAUGUCGGUCAAUGAGAUCGCCAAGAUGUCGCUCCUCAAGCCAUUCACCAUGAUCUUCAAGGAGCCCAUCGUCCUCGCUAUCAACCUUUACAUUGGUCUCAUCUACGCUAUCCUGUACUCGUACUUCGAGUCGUUCCCCCUCGUUUACGGACCCACCGGGUACGGUUUCUCCCUGGGCGUCUCGACCCUGCCUUUCCUCGCUCUUCUUGUUGGCGCCUUGAUCAGUUACUCGGUCUACGCAGUAUGGAACCGAGUCUACUUUGAGCCCAAGUUCCACAAGCUCGAAGGCCGCGUCAAGCCCGAGAUGCGAUUGCCCAUGUCGAUGGUCGGCGCGUUCUGCUUCCCUAUUUGUCUCUUCUGGUUCGCAUGGACCUCGAACCGCACGCACUGGAUCUCGCCCGUCAUUGCCUCUGGCUUCUUCGGUCUUGGCACGACAUGGAUGUUCAUGCCCUUCUUGACAUACCUCCCCCACGCCUACCCUACCUCGGCCGCUUCCGUGCUGGCCUCGAAUGACUUUGUGCGGUCCAUGAUGGGUGCGGGUAUGCCCCUCGCCUCCGUCCCGCUCUUCCACAACAUCGGUAUCGCAUGGGGAAACACCAUGCUCGGAUGUUUGACCGUCCUCUUCAUUCCCAUCCCGUUCAUCCUUUACAAGAAGGGCGCAUGGCUUCGCGAGCGCAGUCCCAACGCGCUCAAGGACAAGCAGAUCGAGGAGCAAGAGGCGGAUCCCGCGGCUCAGCCGGAAAAGUUCAAGAACAAGAGCUAG
Molecule: messenger RNA, 1824 nt
Organism: Dioszegia hungarica
Lineage: Eukaryota; Fungi; Basidiomycota; Tremellomycetes; Tremellales; Bulleribasidiaceae
Product: multidrug resistance protein-like protein
Exons: 10
Coding region: 1-1824 (607 amino acids)
Biological process (GO): xenobiotic detoxification by transmembrane export across the plasma membrane
Molecular function (GO): fluconazole transmembrane transporter activity
Source: RefSeq, a predicted model, not a curated record